AUGAACGGAACAUCCAAAGUGAUUAUGGGUGCAACCUUGGUAAUGGUGGUAACCCUUGCAGGGGUCAUUGUCCUUAUAUUUGUGCUGUUAGCUGAGCUCUAUUGUUCUCUCUUACUCCGCCGGCGCCACCGCAGAAACAGCAACUCCAACAAUAUUAUUCCCAAUGCCAGCAUUCAACCCUCCACAACCAGAGCCAAUGCUUCACCUUCUCACACAACCUCACACCCCCAACAACAGUCUCCUCCAUUCCGCAGCAUUUAUGCACAAGGAGUCCUCCAAGCUCCAAGAAGCAUCCUCCUCCCCGCAGUUUCUUGCAAAGAAGACAAAGCUGGACCAAGGAAGCAGGAUAUCUAUUCUGAACUCCAUCAGGUUGUUCAAAUCCAAAUUCAACCCCAUGAAUCCAAUUCAAGUGCAAGCCCUUCCCCACCUCCAUCCUUCAUAUCCAUAGCACCCUCAAAACCAAAUCACCAACACCCACCACUUCCGGGUAUUACCAUGGAAAAUCUUUGUCAUGAUGAUAAACCUUGCAGUGGAGGGGAACACCUUGUGUACAUUUCCAACCCCAUUUAUGAAAACGACGAGAGCCAAAGGAGUGGAGCAAAUACCCCAUUUGAGACACCAGACACUUCGCCUUCACGUUUGGAAAAAGGUGGUUCUUCCGAGGAGGAUGAGGCAACCCCUUGUGUCACUCACUCACCUCCCUAUACCCCUCCUUUAACUCCAAUGAAGAAGCUUCCCUCAGAGGCUUGUUCCGUUUCUCUAAGAGACGCAAGGUCCUUGGCCACUUCAUGCAGCGAUUCACGUAGCAACAAUGGACUCUCUUCAUCCUCCGGUUCCCCUUGCACUUCUCCUUCAUGGUAA
Messenger RNA from Sphenostylis stenocarpa, 861 nucleotides. NCBI's taxonomy places the organism in Eukaryota, Viridiplantae, Streptophyta, Magnoliopsida, Fabales, Fabaceae. The record is from the annotation of a GenBank genome assembly.